Astyanax mexicanus (Mexican tetra) is the source of this 3997-nucleotide messenger RNA. It is a transcript of the gene tnpo3, whose product is annotated as transportin 3. Bases 396 to 3170 code for a protein of 924 amino acids. Gene Ontology annotation, cellular component: cytoplasm; nuclear membrane. Gene Ontology annotation, biological process: protein import into nucleus. Lineage: Eukaryota; Metazoa; Chordata; Actinopteri; Characiformes; Acestrorhamphidae. The record is from RefSeq and is a predicted model, not a curated record. The transcript has 23 exons.
CACCAGCCAUGCCCUCAAAAUAGACUCCGCACAAAUGUCACAAAUGUUUUCCAAAUUAUUUUAAAAUCGCGUCAGUAGGUUAAAAACUCGUCUCCCUGUGCGGAGUGAAGGAGAGGUCGGGUGAUAGUGAGUAUCAGGGCUCGGUCUGUGCGCGCGGACUGUUUUCUGGAGCUCGGGAGUGAGUGUAAUAACUUCAGUUCCUCGCCGCGGUUUCCACACGGACGUGUUAGUCGGGCUCCGUGUGUGAGUGAGUGAGAUGGCGGUCAGACCGCAGAGCAGCACAAGGGCCGAGUAAAUACCAGCCUGACUGUCCGCCAGUCUUCAGGGAUCGCAGCGCCGCACGGACCGUUUCUGACCGCGCUGAGCUUGUGGAGGGAAGGACUGAGAGCGCAGAGAUGGACGGGGGCAAGCCGAGCCUGGCGAUGGUCUAUCAGGCCGUUCAGGCGCUCUACCACGACCCGGACCCAUCCGGCAAGGAGCGGGCCUCGGUGUGGCUCGGGGAGCUGCAGAGAUCGAUGCACGCGUGGGAGAUAUCAGACCAGCUCCUGCAGCUGAAGCAGGAUGUGGAGUCCUGUUACUUUGCAGCCCAGACUAUGAAGAUGAAAAUCCAGACGUCAUUCUAUGAGCUUCCACAGGAGACGCACCUCGCCCUGCGCGACUCGCUGCUCUCUCAUAUCCAGAACCUCAAAGACCUCUCGCCUAUCAUUGUCACACAGCUUGCUCUGGCAAUUGCUGAUCUUGCCCUUCAGAUGGCCUCAUGGAAGGGCUGUGUCCACACCCUCAUAGAAAAAUACAGUAACGAUGUGACCUCGAUGCCUUUCCUGAUUGAGAUCCUCACAGUUCUGCCAGAGGAGGUGCACAGCCGCUCUUUAAGAAUCGGUGCAAACCGGCGGACAGAAAUCAUAGAAGAUCUGGCUUACUACUCCACCACUGUGAUCACACUGCUUCUGUCAUGUGUGGAGAAGUCUGGGAGUGAUGAGAAGAUGCUUAUUAAAGUGUUCCGUUGCCUGGGCAGUUGGUUUAACCUGGGCGUGCUCGACAGCAACUUUAUGGCGAGUAACCAGUUGCUGAUGGUGCUCUUCCAAGUGCUGCAAAGGGAUGAGACCUCAACUAACCUACACGAGGCAGCAUCCGACUGUGUUUGUUCAGCACUCUAUGCCAUUGAGAACGUAGACACACACGUGGCUCUGGCUAUGCAGCUCUUCCAGGGAGUACUGACCCUAGAAACAGCCUACCACAUGGCUGUGGCUCGAGAAGAUCUCGACAAAGUAUUAAACUACUGCAGGAUCUUCACUGAGUUAUGUGAGACGUUUCUGGAAAUUACUGUGAGAAGCCCUGGGCAAGGCAUGGGAGACCUGCGCACCUUGGAGCUGCUGCUCAUUUGUGCAGGACACCCCCAAUAUGAGGUGGUGGAGAUCUCCUUUAACUUCUGGUACCGUCUCGGGGAGCACCUGUAUAAAACCAAUGAUCCAGCGCUGCAUGGUGUCUUCAGGCCCUAUAUCCAGAGGCUGCUGCACAGCCUGGCACGCCACUGCCAGCUGGACCCAGAUCAUGAAGGAAUUCCUGAAGACACUGAUGACUUUGGAGAGUUCAGGAUGAGGGUGUCUGAUCUUGUUAAGGAUGUUAUUUUCCUUGUGGGCUCCAUGGAAUGUUUCUCACAGCUUUACUCUACUCUUAAAGAUGGUAACCCACCCUGGGAAGUGACUGAAGCGGUGCUCUUUAUCAUGGCUGCGAUUGCAAAAAGUGUUGAUCCUAGUGAGAAUAACCCCACACUUACAGAGGUGCUAGAGCAGGUGGUGCUUCUGCCUCAGACGGUGCAUGUUGCUGUGCGCUACACCAGCAUCGAACUGGUGGGAGAGAUGAGCGAGGUGGUUGACCGGAAUCCACGCUUUCUGAAUCCUGUGCUGAGCUAUCUGAUGAAAGGGCUGCGGGAAAAGCCGCUGGCCUCUGUAGCGGCCAAGGCCAUCCACAACAUCUGCUCAGUGUGUAGAGACCACAUGGCACAUCAUUUCCAGGGGCUGCUGGAAAUCGCCCGCUCCCUCGAUUCCUUCGCUCUGUCCACUGAGGCUGCCAUUGGCCUGCUUAAAGGCACAGCUCUGGUGCUGGCUCGGCUUCCUCUGGAGAAGAUAGCGGAGUGUCUAAGUGAUUUGUGCUCCGUGCAGGUCUUGGCUCUGAAGAAGCUUCUGGGACAAGACUCCAGUAAUGGGAAAUCAGCAGACCCAACAGUAUGGCUAGACAGACUGGCGGUAAUCUUCAGACAUACAAAUCCUAUCGUAGAGAACGGGCAGACACAUCCCUGUCAGAAAGUCAUCCAAGAGAUCUGGCCUGUGUUGUCUGAGACACUGAACACACACCAGGCGGAUAAUCGAAUUGUGGAACGUUGCUGCCGAUGUUUGAGGUUUGCUGUGCGUUGUGUGGGCAAGGGCUCAGCCUCCCUACUGCAGCCCCUCGUCACACAGAUGGUGAAUGUAUAUCAGGUCUAUCCCCACUCCUGCUUUCUGUACCUGGGUAGUAUUCUGGUGGAUGAAUAUGGUAUGGAGGAGGGCUGUAGACAAGGGCUGCUGGACAUGCUGCAGGCACUCUGCAUGCCCACCUUCCAGCUUCUGGAGCAGCCAAAUGGCCUCCGAAAUCACCCUGACACUGUGGAUGACCUAUUCAGACUUGCUACUAGGUUUGUCCAGCGCAGUCCUGUCACAUUGCUCGGUAGCAACAUCAUUGUCCACAUCAUCCAGUGUGCCAUUGCUGCAACAACCCUAGAUCACAGGGAUGCUAAUUGCAGUGUCAUGAAGUUUGUCAGAGACCUCAUUCACACGGGGGUUUCAAAUGAUCAUGAGGACGACUUUGAGUUGCGCAAGCGUCUGAUUGGUCAAGCCAUGGAGCAACAUGGGCAGCAGUUGGUCACUCAGCUGAUACACACGUGUUGCUUCUGCCUGCCUUCGUACACACUGCCUGAUGUAGCUGAAGUGCUCUGGGAGAUCAUGGUCUUUGACCGGCCGACCUUUUGCCGCUGGCUAGAAGCUGCACUGAAAGGACUCCCCAAGGAGAUGUCGGGAGGGGCUGUAACUGUCACUCAUAAGCAGCUCACAGACUUCCAUAAGCAGGUCACAAGUGCAGAGGAGUGUAAGCAGGUAUGCUGGGCAGUCAGAGAGUUCACCAGGCUUUACCGAUAGCUGCAUUCACCCACUCGUGCUGCAACAACAGGUCAAAUCUUUUGUUUGAGAGGUGACUGAAAAAGGGGUCAAAUUGACUGCGUUCGAGAAACUAAAGGGAACUCCUAUAAUGAAGGACGGGAGGGGGAAAAGCCACUCGUGUUGGCUUCAGAGCGAUGGGGUCACAGGAAACGCCUUGAGGAAAGCAAAAGCCCAUUCCCUCCCUUUGCCCCCCUUUCUCAGCACGUCGUUGCGUCGGGGACGUGCUUGGAAGGUAGCGUUCUUGCAGAGGGAAGCGUGUGGGGAGGGAGAGAAUACAAGUUCGGAAUCUUCGGAAAGACCGCAAAACAAAAACUCAGAAAAAUAAAACAAGGAUGUGCCUGGUUGCAAAUCAAAAUGCACUGUAGAAAAAGACUUGUAUGUUUUUAAACAGAGAAAUGGAGAGAUUUAUUUUCAUGGACGAUUUAGGAAUCACAACACGUCGCUGCCGCCGUGCCAUCAGAACCGGAUAGCAGAGCGAGGGAUGACCGCAGACGACGGAACCCUGUGGAAACGGCAGGCGACGGCAGCGGCGACGGAAGGGGAAUGUCUGAAGAUUUAGUGUCACCAUUGACCUUUUUAACGUCGGCUGGAGUUUUACCUUUAUGAAAUGCCAGAUGAAGGUAAAUCUAAUGAGAUGGACUGGCAGUUGGAUUUAUAUCUAUAUUGUUUUUUUUUUUUUUUUUUUUUUUCUUUGUUCUUCCACAUUUUUGGCAUUGCCAGUCCUGGAGAGGGGCAGAUACCAUCUGGAAGCCUGUAGCCAUCUCAAGAACAAUAAAAGCAAAACUGGAGUGAGGAGCAAACACUGA